This is a messenger RNA of Phascolarctos cinereus (koala), 8371 nucleotides long. It is a transcript of the gene KCNA1, whose product is annotated as potassium voltage-gated channel subfamily A member 1. Lineage: Eukaryota; Metazoa; Chordata; Mammalia; Diprotodontia; Phascolarctidae. The record is from RefSeq and is a predicted model, not a curated record. Gene Ontology annotation, cellular component: paranode region of axon; dendrite; juxtaparanode region of axon. Gene Ontology annotation, molecular function: delayed rectifier potassium channel activity; protein binding. Gene Ontology annotation, biological process: action potential; protein homooligomerization; potassium ion transmembrane transport.
UCGGGUUUCUGCUGAUCUUGCAGGGUCCAGAAAUGGACCGCGCCGCCGCUCUGCCGUUGCUACCGCCGCGGCUGCUGUCACUACCGCAAUAGUCCCGCUCGACUCCGAGGCUUCCCAAACCCCAGGUGUCCAGCGGAGCUUCCUGGAGGACUAAGCUAGCGAGAGGCGGGGUGGAGGUGCUUGGAGUAGCUAUGUAGAUCCCGGGCGGCUCUCUCCUGCCGCCCACAGCCUGGAUCCAUCCCUCUAGAAGCGAAGCAGAGACUCCUGGAGUGCCAGAGAGAGCGAUUUUUUUUUUUUAAAUUUGAAUUUUAUUUUAAUUCUAGGGAUUUUUGUAGAGGUACCCCUCCGCCCCACUCCCCUCCCCCUCCCACCCCUUUCCCUCUCCAGCAACCCUAGUAACUUGGAACUGGAGAGGGGUCUUCCUAUCUUUCUUCCUUUCUGUAUAGUCUUUCGAGUUGUUAGAAAUGGGGGUGGGUAUAAAUAUUUCGGCAGCAGCGGCCCUAUAGAGCGAUCUCGGCAAGGAGAGGAGCGCAGGAGGAGAGAGCUGGAGGCUGAGUUUGUCACUGCGCCUUUUGGAUGCUGCUGUUGCUACCGCCGCCGCCAAGGAGACUUGCCGCAUUCCAACAGGAACUCUUCUCCCGACUCAACAUCGCCACUGACGCCUGCCCAGACACCCCUCCAGCAUCCAUCGAUCGCCCUGGUGGGAGCUUAAAAAGCAGCAGAAGAGGGGUAGGAGGGAGGAUAGACCAGAGAAAGAGGGAGAAAUGGAAGGCAGGGGAGUCUGCUGAGCUGACACUGCACCCAGUCCUGUUUUUAUGACGAUUUAGGGCGGGGGUAAAAGGGUGACCCCCUCCCCCAAAUGCAAUGUCGAAGUUUGCCAGAACAGCAUUACCUUGAGAGGAAAGAAAAACAACACCCCCCUCCCCACAGCAGAACAGGAGCCACGUGCUGCUGGAAAGGGGGAUUCCAAUUUGGGAAAAAAUUAGGUGGGGGUGAGAGUAGAUCGAUAGAGCCCAGAUUCGUUUCCUUCCUACCUUUGGGCUAUUCUCCCUAAGGGGUGGAGGAUUCAAACACUCUAGGUGGGGGGUGGGGGGCAUUUGGUUACCCUCUCCCCCCCCUCCUUCCAACAACUUCACCACCCCAGUCCACCCUCUCUGCUCCACACCCUUCCACCCAGCUUAGACCAUGACGGUGAUGUCCGGAGAGAACGUGGAGGAGGCUUCUGCCGCCCAGGGCCAUCCCCAAGACAUCAGCUAUCCCAGGCCAGCAGACCAUGACGACCAUGACUGCUGUGAAAGGGUGGUGAUCAACAUCUCUGGGCUGCGUUUUGAGACACAACUUAAGACCCUGGCACAGUUCCCCAACACACUGUUGGGGAAUCCCAAGAAACGCAUGCGCUACUUCGACCCCCUGAGAAAUGAGUAUUUUUUUGACCGCAACAGGCCCAGCUUUGAUGCCAUCCUCUAUUAUUACCAGUCUGGAGGGCGCCUGCGUAGACCUGUCAAUGUGCCCCUGGACAUGUUCUCUGAGGAGAUCAAGUUUUAUGAGUUGGGUGAGGAGGCCAUGGAGAAGUUCCGAGAGGAUGAAGGUUUCAUCAAGGAGGAAGAGCGCCCAUUGCCAGAGAAGGAGUACCAGCGCCAGGUGUGGCUCCUCUUUGAGUAUCCUGAGAGCUCUGGGCCUGCACGGGUCAUUGCGAUUGUCUCAGUCAUGGUAAUCCUGAUCUCUAUAGUUAUUUUCUGCCUGGAGACCCUGCCUGAGCUAAAAGAAGAAAGGGAAUUCAGCACCUUUCAACCAAGUGACAACACCACAAUCUACUACAAAUCUAACAUUUUCACAGAUCCCUUCUUCAUCGUGGAAACAUUAUGCAUCAUCUGGUUUUCCUUUGAGCUCGUGGUACGCUUCUUUGCCUGUCCCAGCAAAACAGAUUUCUUCAAGAACAUCAUGAAUUUCAUUGACAUCGUGGCCAUCAUCCCCUACUUCAUUACCCUGGGCACUGAAAUGGCAGAGCAGGAGGGCAACCAGAAGGGUGAGCAGGCUACUUCACUGGCCAUCUUAAGAGUCAUCCGAUUGGUAAGGGUCUUUAGAAUCUUCAAACUGUCCCGCCAUUCCAAGGGUCUCCAGAUCCUAGGUCAGACUCUCAAGGCUAGCAUGAGAGAGCUAGGUUUGCUCAUCUUUUUCCUUUUCAUUGGGGUUAUCUUGUUUUCUAGUGCUGUAUACUUUGCAGAGGCAGAAGACGCUGAGUCUCACUUCUCAAGCAUCCCCGACGCUUUCUGGUGGGCUGUGGUGUCCAUGACCACUGUAGGAUACGGUGACAUGUACCCUGUGACAAUUGGAGGCAAGAUCGUGGGCUCCUUGUGUGCCAUCGCUGGUGUGCUGACAAUUGCCCUGCCUGUACCUGUCAUUGUGUCCAAUUUCAACUAUUUCUACCACCGAGAAACUGAAGGGGAAGAGCAGGCUCAGUUGCUCCAUGUUAGUUCCCCUAACUUAGCCUCUGAUAGCGACCUGAGUCGCCGUAGCUCCUCUACUAUCAGCAAAUCUGAAUACAUGGAAAUUGAAGAGGAUAUGAAUAAUAGUAUAGCCCACUAUAGACAGGCUAAUAUCAGAACUGGCAACUGCACUACAGCUAACCAAAACUGUGUUAACAAGAGCAAGCUCCUGACGGAUGUUUAAAAAAAAAUUAAAAACAUAACACACACACACACAUAUACACACACAAAUUCCACUUAGCAACUUGAAAGACUUAACAGAAAAAAAAAAACACACCUCAAACAACAAUAAUAACAAAAAAACCUAGUGACCUGUGUCACACUCUGUAGAUACUUUACUAAAUAGUCUUUGAAUGCUCUAUUGACCUGUAAAUGCAUUCUUGCAUUGCAGAUUUUUUGGCUCCGCGAACCAGAAGCUUUCAGGAUCCAUAAAAAUACUAUUUUCAUUUUAUUUUAAAAAGUGAAAGAAAAAGAAAGGGUAUUUUCCAUAACUGGUAAAAAAAAAUGAACAGUCUUUGAACUAGCCUAGGUAAAAUAAGACUCAUAUGCUUCUCUAUAUUGAAAUGUUUUUCAUCCCUCUGCUUAACUUAAUUUUAAAGAAAUAUUUAAAAACAGAUGAUCACUUAGAAAUAUAAAAAUGAAAUAUGCAUGGGACUCCAAUUAAAAAUCUCUGCAAAAUGCACACUGACAGUGUAUCAAAGAAAGUGCAUCAGCUAUUUAUACAUAUAAGACAUAUGUAUAAAUGAAUUGACCAAAAAGCAUAGUGAAUAUUGGCCGUUUUUAUUUGAAUCAGCUGAAGUGUAUCUAUCCUCUUGAAAAAUCAAUAAGUCAUGAAUGGGCCCUAUAGCACCUUAUAAGUAUAAUAUUGGGCCUGAUCUCUAAUGAUCUCCCUCUUUGCCCAUUCUCCUUCUUACUCAAGCCAAGAUUUUUUUUUUUAGGAAAAAAAAUCAAUUCAGACAUCUGCAAUGCUGCUAAGUUUUCUUAACUGCAGAUGAACUACAUAUAAGGUUUUUUUUCUUCCCCUGUUAGAGCUCCUUGUCCCUUCACUUAAAAGAACCGGAUGCAAAACUUUUGUCCCCCCUCCCCACCUUUGUUGCAAGAGAACAAAUGGAGUUUACUGUAAGCAUGUUUGAAUUUGACACUAUUUAUUUUAUAAUCGCAUGCGGGGAUCAUUACCUCAAACAAUAAGGGAUAAGCUAUCUUUUGAACUAUUCUAAAAAUAGGCCCUUUUUCAUUUUCAUUCACCAAAAGUGCACUCCUUAAUUUAUUACCUGUUUUAUUAGUAAUUUAAAGCACUGUAUUUAAGUGCAUAUGUUAGUCAAAUGGGAACAAUACUUUUUUUGGAGCUCAAAGCAUGUUCUAUUAUUCCGCAUCAUGGCCUAUUUGACUAAGGUGUAACUUGAAUUCAUUAAUGCAUGAUUUCAGUAAGAAAAAAAAUAAAUAAAAAAAAGUUUAUGAUAAGAAGGGCCCAAACAAAGUGAAGGGAGAGGAGGACUCAGUGAAUUUUCCUGCCUUUGCUCAGGGAAAUGUUUGGUUUCUGUCCAGGAAUUAUCAGAAAGAGGAUAAAAUAUUCCCAUCCCUUAAAGGGAAAGUAUAUGGAAAAAAUAAAAAGCUAUCAAGUUAUAUAUAGCAACACCUAAGAAACAAUAUCCUCUAUAGCUAAAGACAAAAACAAACAAACAAAACAAAAAAUGGUGCAAUACUGCAUGCUUUUUGGUGCAUUCUUAGAAUGUAAAUGAAACUCUUUAUCUAAUGUGCGCAUCCAAAUUAGAGAUGAUUUCUUUUUGCAGUUAUGAUUUGAAGUCUUUAGAGACUUUGGUACUCCCUUUGAGAACUUACUGAAGAAAAUCAAUUUAUUUAAAUAGUUGCUUAGUGCCUUUAUCCUGCACCCACUGAAUUGCAGAAAGUGCCUCCAUUAAAACAGCUGCAAAGUUAAAGAGGGGUAAGAGGGGAGGAGCUGGGGCAUCUUUUUUUUUUUAUUUUUCCACCUUCACCACCUUCCCUCCUUCACUGUUCACUCCCUCCUCCCCACCUCCACUAAUAUGAGAAGAUCACACCAUACUGACCCCUGGAAAGAGAAGACAACAGGGACAAUGAUGUACGGCGUCAUCAAUGAGCUUGUUUCCCUUUGGUAGUCUGAUGUUGACAGUGACCUGAGGCCUGAGACCCAGCUUCAGAAUGAACAUGGACAACGGACUCAAUCUCUCCUUCUUCUUCUUCCAAAAACAGAGAAAUGCUUUGGUAUUUGGACUCCUGCCAGAGUCCCUGUGAAGUUCUAGUGUCUCCUCAGAUCAUGUACAGGUACUUUGCUCUUCCAUGCCUCUCAUAUUCCCCUCCUACUCUUACUCCUCUGUUAUUCUGGAAUCCAGAAUAACUCAGUAAAAAACCUUAAUUUUCUAAUUAAAUUUUUUUUCUUUCUACCCUCUUUUUAUCUGUAUGUCCCCACCUCUGUUAACUGAAAACUUUACAACCCCUGCCCCAAUCACCAACCCCAGAGAGUGGUGGUCUGCUUAUGGACCAGCUAAAGGAAGGAAAUGCAUAGGUCCUUGGAGACAAACAGCUGUCACUUAACUGAGAGGCACUCACAAAUCUUUAAGGACACACAGGUGGGGAUGGAGCUUCAUUUGAAUUUAGCAUGAGGCUGCCUGCUGCUGACCACUUCCUUCUUCUCUCCUGCUUUGUAUAGGGAUCUCUCCCCUUCCUUUCUCCCUUCUGCCCUUCCCUCCUCUCUAGGCAGUACAGUAAGGCACUUAACACAAUAUAAUCGUGCACAAGGCUUACUUGCUGAGCUAAAGCAAAAUAAUUUAGACAUUUUCUUUGCUUGUUUGGCUUCUAUGAGCCUGAAGGAUGGAUACAAACAGACACACCCUAUGUGAAGAGAGACCAAAAGAACGUGACCUUCCUGUGAUAAUUGGAAGGCAUCUGAUUGUAGGAUGGGAAACCUCUCCAGAACGAGCCUGUGGUGCUUCCUUUCCACUCUCCCCCCUUACCCCAACAGCCAUUCAUCACUCUCCCCUCCCCUCUAAAACUCCCUGCUUAGGGGAGGAAAACAAGCCACCCUCAAAAACAACUACAAAACAACCAAGAAUGUUCCAAUCCUUCAUCUCCACUCAGAGGUCUAGAACGCACAACUUCCUGUGUUCAACUGCACUCAGUCAACAGCAAUAAUCCAUUCAGUGCUGUGGGAUGGAUGCUGAAAAGACCAGCCAAUAGGACCAAAGCAGAGGAGACUGACCGGCUACUAGGUGUCUCUAGUAGUUGGAAACCUUCACCUUAGCCUGUCCACUGGACUGAUGACUCUGUGAAUGUGUUAGAGGAGAAAGAGCUAUGUGGAUGGGUCUGUUGACCAGGGUUUGGGGUGAGUUCUAAAGAGUUUGGGGGUGGUAUGGGGAGUCUGGAUGUCCCUUGCCCAUUCUUAAUUCGUUUCCAGAAUUCAACAAGGAUGGCUUAAAGGAUUAUUUUGUGUAGUAUAGGCAUGCAAAGUUUGACAAAAGCUCUUAUUCCUUGCACUACAACAGGGCUGAAAUGUAUUUGUAGACCUGAAGGUGCACUUAACAAAGCUGCCUGUUAAGGAAUUGAAUUAAUACCCUUUGGCUUAUUUGUUUAUUUUUUGACUGGCUUUUGCCCUUUUCCUUUCCUUCCCCAGAGACUGAUAUGGCUCAUGUUCUGAAUACUGGUUUUCUCUAGGGAGAGAAAACUUCUGAAGGGCUGAUGUGCACAAAUCAGCCCUUCUAGAAUUUAGGGGCCCUAGUUUAAUAGGGUUAAAUGUUGGUCCCUGCCAGUGCUGUUAGCGUACCAAGAAGCUCUGAAAGGAGCUAACUUAACUCGAUAGAUUUGAAGUGACCAAAGAAAUUAAAUCACCUCUGUCCUCGAAUGUGUAGAAGACAGAUUAUAGCCAUAAACCUUUUGUUAUUUUUUUGACUUGCUGUGUCCCACCAAAAAAAAAGUUGAUGUUAUUAAAUCAGUCAUUCAGUUCCUUGGUAGUGGGUUAACCCAAUGAAACCAAGUUAAGCAGCAGCAGUUUCUUGAAGUUAUGGCUAAUGGACAAUCAUUUCCUUAAAAAAGGAGUUUGUAUAGACAGUUUAGUUCCCAUUACAGUAGAGCUGAAGCACAAAGGGAAAUUACUAUCCUAACUCACUUAGAAGUAAUAAUCAUCAGACAUUAAGUGAGGGAUGUGUUUCCUUAAGUAGAAUUUUCGUUCCAUUGUAGGAGAAAGGGCCUCUUUUAUUUCAUGUAUCACAUUCAGAUUUUCCAAAUAAGAGAAAACACAUCUGAAGGAGGCAGGAAAUAAAGGUCCUAUCCCAUGCCCCAUUUAUUGUGAGAGAUCUAGAAACAUAUACUCAUAAUUUUAACUUCUUGUUUGGUCAAUAGAUAACUCAGUUGGGCAAAACAGAAAGAAUGAAAGAAAGACUGAGCAGAAGGCAAUUCUUCUUUCUCUUCUAGGAAAGGCAUAUUCUUGGGAGUGGUGAGAAUUGGUGGGUGGUAACCAUCCAUUGUACAAUUUGUUAGGAAGAAUACAACUGCCAAACAAUCAGUCUGAACUUUUUAAAGCAGGAAACUAAAUCAUGAGGAGUUUGGUAUGUCAGGCCUGAUUUUUUAUUUUCAUAUGAAAGAUAAAUAAACAUGAAAUCAGGUAUAAUCUUUAUUGGUUGGUGGCAUCAGGAGGUAAAUCCCAUGUGCUGUUCAGACUAUUUUGCUCAUGUUUAUGUUAUAGAACUUUGAGAUAUAGGUACAAUUUUUCUUCCUCAUCACUCAGGCAAUCUACCAAGAAAGAAAUUUACACACUUCACUUUGCAAAGAAACAAGUGAUGUGUUAAUUAGCUACACCUCCUCAUCUACCUUGAAUGAGCUUCAGGGUUUAGGGUUUUGGUUUGAAACCCUAAAUCUUUACUUAAUAUAUAAGUAUUUGGGAUAAGAAACCAUCUCCUCACACAGGUGAAACUACUAUAGACUUUCCUGGGAGUGCCAGGACAUCCACCAGGAGUUCUUAAGGAAGUCCUCCCGCCACAAGACUGUUAGUUUGAGUGAUAUCAGCCCUAGUUGCAGGGUGACUUUAAUUGGGAGGCUGCUUGGGUUUUCCAAGACGCAGAACAGAAAGGGCAAAGAAUGAAGUUUUGUGUCCCACAGUUACAAAACCUCAAACCCUUGAAACAAUAAAUAAGGGAAGGGAAUUGGGAGAGGUGGGAAAGUUGGUGGGGGGAGGGGAUAAGAAGGGAUGAAAUCCCAUGUGUAAUAUGCCAGCUGAAAAGUUUUUCCUUUCCAUUAACAUGCAGAAGCACUUUUAUUCUCUAAUGCGCUGUUUGGAAAUCGUGUAUUCAACAGCUGCAGGUAGAUAAUAUGGGCUGUAUAUGACAUACCUCUGGUUUUAAAAAUAAAGUAUUAAUCACCAAGGUUAAAAUAGAAAAUGAAUAGUAUUAAUUUAAAGUGCACCAUCAGGGCAACAAACCAUUGAAGCUGACAAAGCAGUAUUUUGCUUCCUGAGUUUGCAAAUUGCUAACCUCAUUUUCAGGUUACUGCUCAUUUUCCCCUCUCCUCACAAAGCUCUUUGAUUUGUCAGAGGACAUUGAAUGUUAUGAGUUGAGAGCCUAACUGAAGUGCAUAGUUUUCAUCUAUGCAAUUUUCCUUGCUUCUGUCACUUUAUUAUCUGUUCAUACUUGGCAUCAAUUAAAGAUAAUUUUUAAGGAUCUUACCCUGGAACAUCUUGACUGAUUAUUUGUCUUUAGUCCAGUUUAUCUCUGUGGGAUAGGUAGCUCAAUAUGGACAGCGAUAGACCUUAUUCACUUACUGUUCACUGAUUGCUGGGGUCAGUACAGAAUCACGAAGCACCUGUGCUCCCUUGGAGAAAUUUGUAGUAUUUCUGUUGAGUGGUGAACGCCCUUGAGGUU